AUGUACAACGGCGACCUGGGCGAGCCGGGGCUGACCAACGGCGGAAGCGAGCGCCACAGGGCCGUCCUUCCUCUCUUUCCCGAAUUGCCCCUGGAUCCUUUGCCGGGAAACCCCGUUCCUGUCGGAGCAGCAGACAUCGGAGCGGGCCCGUCCCCCAACAGCCCCACCGUUGACCGCAGUCGCACCGUGUCCUCCUCGAGCACGGGAGACACACCCAAAGUCAGGGCCAGAGCAGCAGAUCUGCUGAUAAACCCACUCGACCCGCGAAACGCCGAGUCUAUUCGGGUUAAGAUCGCUGAUCUUGGGAAUGCCUGCUGGGUGCACAAGCACUUUACAGAGGACAUCCAGACGAGACAGUACCGUUCCAUUGAAGUCCUGAUAGGAGCUGGUUACAGCACCCCUGCAGACAUCUGGAGUACUGCCUGUAUGACUUUUGAGCUCGCUACUGGAGAUUACUUGUUUGAGCCCCACUCUGGAGAGGACUACUCCCGUGAUGAGGGUGAGCUCCGGCACAUCACCAAGCUGAAGCCGUGGUCGCUGUUCGACGUGCUGGUGGAGAAGUACGGCUGGGCGCAGGAAGACGCCAGCAACUUCACGCACUUCCUGCUGCCCAUGCUGGAGAUGGUGCCCGAGAAGAGGGCCUCGGCGGGCGAAUGCCUCAACCACCCGUGGCUCAACUCGUAGCCACAAUCAGAAGGCCCUCCUCCCGGUGUCCCCCCGACAGUUAGCCCAACCAUCAGCCCCUGGUGGAGGGCAGCCCGCGGAGAAGCUGGAGACACAGUCGGAGUUGAUUGAGACGUUUUCUUUCCUGGCCCAAUCCCUCGCGUCCAUUACACGCGGAACACGGGUAGCUGUGUCAUCUCCCAAGAAUAAUGAAUAAAUGAAGAACAUUUCAAGAUGGAUGCUGCUCUUACUGAGAGACGAGCUUUUCCGCUGCCGUCGACGUGUCAACCGGCCCUUUAAUUUGACAUCUGCUGAUCUUUUAAACGACGCGAAGGAAAAGCCUACGAAGAGCUCUAUCUGCCGUGACCUUUACACAGCCAGGGCCUCAAAGACAGAACCCUACUGGGCUUUUUGUAGAGAGACAACGAGCGCUCGAGAUCUGCCUCCGUAGAUGCUUCUCCUCUCUGCAGCCCGGCUGCCCCCCCUCGCCUCCCUCACUGUGUUGUGGGAAGAGAGCACUUACAUCAGUCUAAAAGUUUACACCCUGAUUUUGUCCACAAAUGCCCCCCCCCCCCCCCCCCCCAAAAAAAGCCCCUCCUCACGUCUGGGCCACCCCCCUCCUUCCUUGGUGAACUGGAGGGCAGCCAGUCCUCCAGGGAGCACCACACCGACAAAGACCGACAGAAAAAAGUGCAGGAUGAGCAAAAAAAACCCUUAAAAAUACAUUCAUUUCACCAGGCGGGAGAAAAGUGCAUGAUGAGACGGAUGGACAAUGGUUGUUAUCUCUUCUGUCCCGCUGAGUCUUUUCCUUAUUUCAUCUGCUCAAUAGGACAUUCUGUUGGAACUGUGUAGAUAUUUCGGUGCCCCCCCCCCCCUGAGGAAGGCCAUUUAAAAACCACCGUUGACAUUCCUAAAUCCUGACUUUUAUUCCGGAGAACAAUUCCAUCGAGUUUCUUGUGGCACGUUUACCUGAUCUGAUUGGUACUAUUCCCCCCCCCCUCCCUCCCCCUCCCUUUGACUCCUGAGCUACUCCAGGAAGGGGGGUUGGUCACAUGGAGGCUGCACUUGUCUUUGUUGAUGCCCUUCAGGGAUUUGAAACCUUUGUACAUAACACUGAGAUCUUGUGAAUCAGAAAAGCGACCGUACACAAAGGUUCAACAUACAAGCAUCAUUCCAAAAAAAGAAAAAGAAAUCCCCCCCAGAGGAUGUUGUUGCCGUAUGUUCCUGUGAUACAGAUGUGAGGGGGGGGCGGCCAUAGCUCCCCUGGAGGGAUGUUCAGACUGAACUGUGCCACCCGGUGGCCGAGUGAGAGUACUGCACACACUGCUGCCGCUCUCAGUGCCACUAGUUCUCUCCACUUAAUCUGUUUCUGUCUCACACACACAGACACACACACACAAUGACACACAAAGCCGUGCAUCAUCACAAUUAGUCCAGUUGCCUAUUUUUCGCAAUAAAUGAAAAAAGAUAACUAUAAGUAAAUGGUGAGAUAUUUUUCAAAAGUAUUUAAUUCAUUAAAAAAAAGAAAACAACUUUUCUCUGGUUGUUGUGACCGUGGCAGAAUCUUGUCUUAUACUGAGGUGAUUGUGUUUGACUUUUAAAGUUUUUAUUUCUUUUGUUGUCAUUAUUAUUGAAAGAUUAGUUUUUUUACACAGCUGACACCUCUCCCCUCCCUCCUUACUUGAACAGUGCUGCUCUGUCUGGGUUCUUGAUGGCGAUAAAAAAUAUAUAUCUACAGUUUUGCAAUAAAGGGUACGUGAUGGGUUUUUUUUUUUUGCACCCGAGCCUCUUGAUCUCACUCUUUCAGCCAUGCUGACUGUUCUUCCUGAUGACAGAUACAGAAUCGCAUAUCUUGUCUGUGUUUUUCAUUGACAGAUUUAAUAAAAUUGUAAAUAAA
Gasterosteus aculeatus aculeatus (three-spined stickleback) is the source of this 2560-nucleotide messenger RNA. Lineage: Eukaryota; Metazoa; Chordata; Actinopteri; Perciformes; Gasterosteidae. The record is from RefSeq and is a predicted model, not a curated record.